AUGCCUAACGUUACAACUUCGGAAAAACAAUUGUGCGAAAAGUGCCAAAAAGAGAUGUCAGGACUGAGAAGAACAAAAACAAAGAAUGAGAGAAAUCGGAAAAGAAUUAAAAGAAAGAAACAGGAAAAAAAGAAUUCUGAACGAGAAGUUAUCCAUAAACAAGAAUUUAUCCAUCCAGAACUUCCUGUCGUUUAUGGAAACAUUUUCAGUGGAGGUGAAUAUAAGGCCCCUAUCAUAAUUACCGCUCCUUUGAAUUCAUUGCGCGAGAGGUCGAUUGGCUGGGGGUUAGCUUUCUGGAAUGUUGAUAUUAUUAAUGAUCAUGUUAAUAAAGUCGAUGGUAAAAAACUUACAGAAAAUGAUAAUGAAGGGGAAAAGGCGACACCUGAAGUCGUCUCGAAUCUUAUUGAUAUCGAUAGUAUUCCCGGUAGUUACCCUUCUGAAUCAAAUGAAGUAAUUGAUAUUGAUACCAUUUAUAAUGAGCCGGCUCCAAAACACUGUCCUCCUCCAAUUCAACCAGUGAAGAUGGAAUUACCAUACCAGAAUACACAUUCGAAAGAUGCCCCGCUUAUCGAUGAUGAUGAUUCCAAAGAAUUAGAUCCUUUGAAGAACGAUGACAAAAACAAUUAUUAUGGUGAAUAUUCCAGUGCAACUUCUCAAAUAGGAAAAACUUUAGGCAAUACGAAUCCCAUUCCACUUACCGAGAUGGGAAACACUACAUCAGGUUGUUCCGGAGGUUCCGUGAGAGAAAAUCAGGGAGGAAAUUCUAAUGGAAGAAACGGUGCCAGGGAUCAAAAUCCACAUGAACCCGUAGGAGGAUACACUAAUGAACCUCAAUCAAUCUCCAGAUUUGAAGCAAUCAUUCGUAAUUUGCCAACAAACAGAGAAAAAAUAAGAUCGGUUGCACUUUUUUUCUCUUUCGGUCCGAGUAUUGAUUUUGUUCCAAGCCCUGAAGAGUUACAUAAACUAGGAUUUCAUCCCAUAUUCUGUCGUGUUCCUACAUACAGUCCAGAUAAUUGCAAUCGAGCGAAAGAUUUUAUUACCGACGUGGCGUUGAACUGCUGGGCCAAUGGGUGGAGAAUUACCUUGUUUGUAUCAAGUCAUUCCGCUAUCCAUCCUCAACUGAAUGCCGACUUUAUUUGGGAAUUACGCAAAGUCUUUAUCAAACAAACCUUAUCAAUAAUUGCAAUUUAUACUACUCGUUAUUCCAAUGUUCGGUGGAAUUUUUUUGAGGCCGGCGCAGACGCUGUUAUAACCAGCGGUAAAAAACAAGCACUUUUGAAUAUUUUUUAUGAAGAGUAUAAAACCUCCGGUGCCGAAGAAGGAAUCGUCAAAUUUUACAACAAGGCUGAACCGUAUUAUGAAUUCACAAAUUUCUUUCAAGCUCCGGUUUUUAUUGAUAGUCAGGUGUGGCCUUCAACUGAGCACUAUUUUCAAGCUUCGAAAUUUGAUAAUCCGGAACUUCGCGAAAAAAUUCGUAACCACAGUUAUGCACGUGACGCUUUUAGGACUGCGCGCGAAUAUGACAGAAUGAAACGUGGUAAUUGGGAAUUUCCUAAAGGGAAUCCAUACAAGGAACAUAUUAUGAGAAAAGCCUUGAUGUGUAAAUUCACGCAGCAUAAACAAUUGAAGUAUUUAAUCCUUUCCACUGGAACGGCAAGAAUUCACGAACAUACUGCCAACGAUUACUAUUGGGGAGAUGGGGGUCGAAAUGGUAGAGGUUUGAAUCGCUUGGGUGAGCUGCUGCAAGAACUCAGGACUCAAUUAAUGUUUGAAGAGUGUCGCCGGAUGUCUUUAAAUUAUCGUUCAUAUGGGGCCAAGUGGGAGAGAUGGAUAAUUCCUGAAUUGAACGAGUUAAAUUAUUUGGAGGGCUUUCACGAUGUUCAACAUCGUAUUAUAUAA
Messenger RNA from Acaulospora morrowiae, 1899 nucleotides. Lineage: Eukaryota; Fungi; Glomeromycota; Glomeromycetes; Diversisporales; Acaulosporaceae. The record is from the annotation of a GenBank genome assembly.